Molecule: messenger RNA, 2675 nt
Organism: Pararge aegeria (speckled wood butterfly)
Lineage: Eukaryota; Metazoa; Arthropoda; Insecta; Lepidoptera; Nymphalidae
Gene: sowah
Product: ankyrin repeat domain-containing protein SOWAHB
Exons: 13
Coding region: 73-1629 (518 amino acids)
Molecular function (GO): protein binding
Source: RefSeq, a predicted model, not a curated record
UUUACCAAUGAUUUAGGAAACUGUUUUUGUUACCGUUUGAUUAUUUUAUGCGAAUGAGUAAUAGGUGUGAAAAUGUCUCCACCCGCCGAGUUGAGUUUCGAUGAAAUACUGAAGUUUAUGUUAGCCCAUAACGGCAAAGUGACAAAUCAUGAGUUAGUUAAACAUUUCAAAGUGUUUUUGAUGAAUCCGGAUAUGAGAGAUGAGGCGCGGAGUACUUUUAAAAAGCAUGUAAAUUCACUUGCAAUAAUCAAAAACCAGAAUAAUGAGAAAUGGUUGAUUUUGAAAAAGAAAUACAUUGUUCCUAGCGAAAAAGACAAUGAUGAACAAACUGAAAUUAAAAACCCUGAAGUUCCUACUGAGAGUGAACCUAGCUUAGAGACUCCAACGCAACCCCCUCAGAGACCACCACCGCCUCUUCAGCUCAAUCAAGAUUUCAACAUACUGAACAGUAUCAUACCAGAUCACACUCCAAUAACAUCACCUGUCACUCCUGUAGAACUAGAACAGAGUGUAAACAAAGAGAGUUUGGAUACUGAGGAUAUACCCCCAAAAGUACACCCUCGGCGGCGGUCUUCAGAAAAAAAUGUCCUAGAAAAGUCUCUUCCGAGUUACAGUCUUAGUCCACGUUCAUCUAUACCCAACAGCACCACUGAGUUGAGUGAGUCUCCUCUCACAACAUCUCGCAGUGAGAGCAUGCUGGUGGAGAAUGAGCAGAAGAUCUCUGUGAAGGAACGCAAGCAGAUGUUCAACAGGAUGGCCUCGGAAAGUGAUGUGUUAAAGUCGCACAAGCUCAGCUUCAACUCCUCGAGUGUUGACGAAGAAGACAGAGCAUCUCUGGAGCACAAGGAGAAUGACCCUUUGGACCCGAAACAGAAGCAAUGGAUACUUUGCGCCGCCCGGGGGGAGUACCACACCCUCGCGAAGAUGUGCAAAGAGAACGCCAAGCUGGUGCGGACUAAGGACCCUUUCACGGGUUAUACGGCGAUGCAUUGGGCGUGCAAGCGUGGCGACGAGAACCUAGUCAAGCUGCUGGCGGGCAUCCAUCGUCACAUUGUCAACGAGCGAUCGAAUGGGGGUUACACGCCACUGCACAUCGCGAUGCAGUUCCGGCACGAGCACGUGUACCGACUGCUGGUGGAAGUUUACGACGCCGAUGCUGACACGCGGGACUGGUCGGGCCGCAAACCUCGCGCGUAUCUGGCACGUCGCGACACGGCGCUUUCUCCGGGCGCCUACCGAAAAAAAGAGGGUUUUCUCCGCAUUGGCUCACUGAACGUCCGCGUCAAGAAGACGACGGAAGCAUUCAGCAACUUCCUCGGAGUCGGUGCGACGCGCACUGCCUCCGGCGCGCCGGGCCGCCGAGCGACCGACGGCGACGCACUGCAUUCCUGGGGGUCGGCAGACGACAUACAGAAGGGUGAAAAGUUAAUGCCUCCUCCGAGCGGGAAAGUGCGCAGACGGGGCGCUAGCGGGCGCUCGGCCACCGCGGCUCACGCACACAGUCGCAGUACACCCUCCACCCCUGAUCAGCCUCGGGCUCAGCUGGGUACACACUCGGCCGACUCUGACUCCGACUCGGCGGCGGGCUUCCACUCGGCGUGGAGGCAGCAGAGGGCGUCACAUAGCUAGCCGCGUGGCAACCGGUCCGGAGCGUCCGUCCUCGCCCGCCUCCCAACUACGCCUUGUUGACGACGGCCUUGAGACCUAUGCGACAAAAGACACACUCUCGUGCACAGACAUAAUCACUUUAUGUGGCCUGUACAUGGGAGAAGCGGUGAUAGCCUAUUGGGUAGGACUUAGGCUUCACUUUCGGCGGAGCCGACCUCGAAUUCAAGAGGCUCUGCCAUGCAAAUAUGAUAUUAUGUAGUUCAUUUAAUGACCUAAUCAUUGUGACAAUUUAACAUCACACUACGACCCUUAGGAGACAAGCAUAAGGCGGGCGGUGUGACGCUGUGCAUAGAAUUUAAGUUUACUAUUGUAUAAAGUUACUUGACUCGAAGAGGUCCAAUUCAAUGAAAUUUAUACUCGAUCACAAGAUUUUUACACAAUUUACAAAGACUAUAAUUUUGCUUGUACCCUGAAAUAACUUCAAGCAAUAACCCUUGGGUGCACUAUUAAAAUUACUUUCUUGGUUGGGUACUACCGAAGUUUAUCAUGUGAUUAUAAAUGUCGUUGGUUACAAGAACCAACGCUUGACAAAGUUAAUUCCUGAAAACCUGGUAGUAUUGAAAAUUGCCGAAGAAAAAGUUGCCUUUAUUAUUUCAAACACUGGUUUUAAAAACCCAGCAUAUCAAAAUCCGCAGUCAAUCACACACCCAAUCUACCUACUAGCGUAAGGAUGAAUUCGUCUACAAAGUUAUAUUAUACAUGAAGGGGUCAUCAACCAUACAUAUUAUUAUAAUUUCAUAUAAUAGUUAUUUAUGCAACUUUUGUAUAAUAGAGGUAUCAAAACCUCUUGGGAUUUCAAGUCUCGGAGAAAGUUUGGGAUUCCAUGAAAAUAAACUUUACUUAUAUUCAUUUUAUUUGAAAAUACAAAGAUAACCAGUGGCACUAUAAUUAAAUGUAUGCAUUAAGAUGUAACUACUUUAUAUUUAAUCACAAAAUGAAACAAUUUACACAAUUAUUAUGAACUUCAAUGUUAUUCAAACGGGUUAUUUACAAUUUUUACAAUAUCA